UGUAGUUGGCAAAUCAUUCGUUCUUCGAUCCAUCAUGAAAGUGCUCGUAGUUUUCGCCCUUGCUCUGGCCACCGCCUCCGCCGGCCUGCUGCCCCAGCAGAUGCCCGUGCACCCCAAGGACCUGUCCUCGAUGCCUUCCAUUGAGGGUCGCAUCACCAAUGGCAAGACCGCCACCGAGGGUCAGUUCCCCUACCAGGUGGGACUUAGCUUCGGCAGCACCAGCGGCAGCUGGUGGUGCGGUGGCUCCAUCAUCGACAACUCCUGGGUCCUGACCGCUGCGCACUGCACCAGCGGUGCCUCCUCGGUGACCAUCUACUUCGGCGCCACCGUCCGCACCAGCGCCAAGGUUACCCAGACCGUUUCCAGCUCCAGGUUCAUCCAGCAUGCCAGCUACAACUCGGUCGUCCUCAGGAACGACAUCUCUCUGAUCAAGACUGACGCUGUCAGCUUCACCACAUACAUCAACAAGGUUGAGCUGCCCGCAAUCGCCAGCUCCUACUCCACCUAUGCCGGACAGAAGGCUACCGCCUCCGGCUGGGGCAAGACCUCUGACUCCGCCUCCGGAGUGGCCAGCACCCUGCAGUACUAUCAGUUUGAAGUUGUGUCCGUUGCCACCUGCCAGAACACCUAUGGCACUCUGGUCGCCUCCAACAGCGUCAUCUGCAUUGCCACCCCCAACAAGAUUUCCACCUGCAACGGCGACUCUGGCGGCCCCCUGGUCCUGGACAGCAACAAGAAACUGAUCGGUGUCACCUCGUUCGUGUCCAGCGCCGGCUGCGAGUCCGGUGCCCCCGCCGGUUUCACCCGUGUGACCAGCUACCUGGACUGGAUCAAGACCAACUCCGGUGUCUCCUACUAAGCACUUUUCUUUCAAUAAAAAACGAGUCAUGAUUUAAUAGCAA
Drosophila kikkawai is the source of this 902-nucleotide messenger RNA. RefSeq names its product Jonah 65Aiii (gene Jon65Aiii). Gene Ontology annotation, biological process: proteolysis. The record is from RefSeq and is a predicted model, not a curated record. NCBI's taxonomy places the organism in Eukaryota, Metazoa, Arthropoda, Insecta, Diptera, Drosophilidae. Gene Ontology annotation, molecular function: serine-type endopeptidase activity.